ACUUGUGACAAAGGUAAAGCUUAAUUUUGUCUCUUAUCUUACUUUCUUUACUAGUAGAUUUAGUGAGUGAAUCUCAAGUUCUACUAAUAUCCAACCCACAAUGAGUGAAAUUUGGAUUUGAGACAAAAUCAACUUGUCACCCUGAAUAGCAAAAGUGUUUUUUUUUUUAAUACAAUUAUUGAUCAGAUCAUUGAUGUAGUUGGGUAAAGUCAAAGAAGUAUACAUCUUUUGUGACAUCCUAGAUAUCUCCACCCCCCACAUUGUUAUCUCCGGCCAACAAGUGCAGUUUGUACGUGUCGAAUGGCGUUCAGCUCCAUCAGCGCGCGGGAGGAGUGGAGGAGCGAGAUCGAAGAAGAGGUGGGGGAGGAGAGGAAGUGGUCGUUGGAGUCGGAGAGGGAGAAUGCAGUGUAUGUUGCGGUGUGGAAGGAUAUUGACGAGACGUUGAGCAUGGACGCCUUGCUGUGGACGCUCAACAAUGCUGUGAUUGAUCCCUCUUCCGCUCUCGUCUUCCUCGUCCAUGUCUUCCCUCAGACCACCUUCAUCCCUUCGCCACUCGGGAAGUUGCAUAUCGAUCAAGUGAACCCGGAGCAGAAGGAGAUGUUUUUAGCCCAAGAAAGUGGCAAGAGGAGAGAUCUUCUCCAAAAGUUUGUCAAUCUCUGCUCUGUUUAUCAGGUUAAAGUGGAGACCAUACUUGUUGAAAGUGAUAUGGAGGGUAAAGCCAUACUUGAUCUCAUUCCUAUUCUCAAUAUCACAAAGCUGAUUCUUGGUGCCAGUAAGGCUACUAUAAGACGGAUGAAGUCCAGGAAAGGGAAUGGUGCAGCUGAUCAGAUAGUGCACAAGGCACCUGGAUUCUGUGAGGUUAAGAUCAUAUGUGAAGGGAAGGAAGUUUCUGACCUGUCGAUGACAGAGUCCCCAUCUCCUUCUCCUUCCCCCUCUCCCAGGCCAACUCAUUCAACUCCCUCCUUUGCUCAAAACAAACAACAAACAGCAAAUGACUCGGCUGCUUGCGGUUGUUUCAAAAUUUGAGUCAUGAUAAUCCAAGUGCAGAUUUGGCCCGAAACAGUUGGGAGAGAGUGUGUCAAACUAAAUAUAGACUUCAAGAAUGAUGUUUGAAACAAUCAUUGUUGCUUCUUAUCAUUUACUACCAGAAUCUAAAAAAAUGUACAACAGUUUAUUUGUAAUCAUGUACCAAGUUUGUCAAUGCUUUGUGUAGUUUCAUAUAACAGUUUAUUUUGGUUGACCUUUCUGUAAU
Salvia hispanica is the source of this 1252-nucleotide messenger RNA. RefSeq names its product U-box domain-containing protein 36-like. NCBI's taxonomy places the organism in Eukaryota, Viridiplantae, Streptophyta, Magnoliopsida, Lamiales, Lamiaceae. The record is from RefSeq and is a predicted model, not a curated record.